CCCGCGCGCGCCACCGAGGGCUCCGCCGGCCACGCCCACCCCAACCGGCCGCGCGCCGCCGCGCUGGCCCCGGGCCCCGCGCCCGCACCCGCGCCCGCGCCCGCGCCGCCACUGCGCUUCAGCCUCAGCUUCGGCCUCAGCCCGCCGCAGAGGGACGCGGAGCCCGGCGCUGAGCCCUGCGCGCGCGCCUGCCGGUCCUACCUGGACGAACGCGAGGCGUUCUGCGAGAGCGAAUUCGCGGUGAACGGGAUCGUGCACGAUGUGGACGUGCUGGGCGCGGGCAUCCGGCUGGUGACCCUGCUGGUGGAUCGGGACGGGCUGUACAAGAUGAACCGCCUGUACCUCACCCCCGACGGCUUCUUCUUCCGAGUCCACAUGUUAGCCCUGGACUCCUCCAGCUGCAAUAAGCCGUGUCCAGAGUUUAAACCUGGCAGCAGGUAUAUUGUGAUGGGCCACAUCUACCAUAAGAGACGGCAGCUCCCUACAGCUCUGCUCCAGGUCCUGAGAGGCCGCCUCCGUCCAGGGGAUGGACUGCUAAGGAGCAGCAGCUAUGUGAAAAGGUUUAACCGAAAAAGGGAAGGGCAAAUUCAAGGUGCAAUUCAUACCCAAUGCAUUUGAAACAACCAUCCUGGCAUUUCUGGACCACAAGAGACAUCGGCAACAAGACAUGAGAGGUCUAUCUUCAUGUAAUGGGUCCUCCUUUAGAAGAGAGCCCACAGCUACUCUCUGAAUGACUUGCAUAGUUGCAACUGUAAUCUCGAAGGUGUCACUUUGUUAUUUACAAGAUGCUUCUUAAAUGGGCUGCUCCUGAGCUUAGUGUCAAGGUGAUUCAACUGUAGUGCCAGACAAUGAUUUACACAGCUCAGAUAAUUGACCUAUCCAGUUAACAGAUCACUGCUUCAUAAGUUUUUAAAUUAUUUUAAUUUAAUAUUCUUUAGUAGAAAUAGUCCAUACAAACAUUUUCUUGAAUUUAAAUAUACAACUUUUAUAUCAUGUAUCAAACCAGAUUUUAUAUUCAAACUAUCACAUUUUAAAUUUUGUACAUAACAGUAAGCUCAUUAGUCAAAAGACAUUUAUGUUUGAAAUGUCAUUUACAUCAAACACAAGGGUCAAAGCCCAGGACAAGUAUUAAAGUUUUACGCUUAAAGAGUACUAAAGGGCCAGUGUGCAGAUGGAUGGAUUAAAAAAAUAAAAUAAAAAAUAGUACUAAAGGCAAAAAUGUUCCUGAUGUACCAAAAAGCAAGAUAUAGUUUAUUUUCAUGCUUCCCUGCACCUAAUAAUGUAUGAUUUGUGCUGAACUGGCAGCUAUCCCAAUGUGAAAUGUGUUCUGGAUGUAUCUGAUGUCACUUUUCUAUUAAGACCAAGUAUAAUGUUUGUUUGUAAAGCAAUAAAUCUUGCCUUGAAAUCAGA
Messenger RNA from Nomascus leucogenys (northern white-cheeked gibbon), 1410 nucleotides. RefSeq names its product chromosome 14 C17orf58 homolog (gene C14H17orf58). Lineage: Eukaryota; Metazoa; Chordata; Mammalia; Primates; Hylobatidae. The record is from RefSeq and is a predicted model, not a curated record.